AUGGACGACGGGGCGUUUCAUACGCCACGUCGUCUGUCGUACCUUGCUGUACCUGGGUUGCUCGGGGCGACAUCUAGUCGUCCCGAGAAAAGUUCGAAGUCCGCGGGCGACAUCUAAUUGCUAGUUAUGAACAAAGGAGAAAUCAACGAUACCUCGGAUCCUGUGUUGAUUAGGAACUUGACGGGAACAGCAGUUACUGAAGUGGAUAGUAGGACAACCGGAAGCUUUGGGGAUGUGGAAGGUCUGGUCAACAUGACUGCUGGUGGGAGAUCUUGCUCCUUUUCGUCCCUUGCCUUGUUGACUCUUGCCCUGGCCUUUUGCCUGGCCUGGACUCGACGAUCAGGAGUCAGGACUUUUGCUGCAACUUGGAGAUCUCCCUUCUCGGGAUCCCCUUGUCACGCGCAGAAGCCCCCUGUCUGCUGGCAAGGAAAGCAUCAGUCUUCUCUCUUGCGGGGGAGGUUGGUUAAGGACGUUAUCUGCGAUCUUGCUGGAGGAACUGAUGUAACCAACAAAUUGUCUUCCGCAUUCGGAGUCCACUGCUGGCGAUGUGCGCAUUCGGGUUGUGAAGAUUUCGAUCACCAAGGAAGUCAAGCAGAAGUGAGAGAAAAGCAUGUAGGACAGAAAGUGAGCGUUUUGUCAUCUCAGAACGAUCCUCUUGGCGUUUCAUCUGACGAUGGUUUCUUGAAUGGGACAAAUGCUGAAAGGAAGACUCUCGAAUCGAAGGGAGGAAUGGAAUUUGUGGAAGUCGUUGCCUUCUCAUCCCAUGCCCAUGUCUUGAGAGUGGUUCCGUAUGUGCUGUGUUCGAUCAAAAAGCCGAGAAAGUCGGAGCAGAUUCUUUAUCCAGAAUUGAAUGUGCUUGUGGAGAAAACGAAAACCCCGCCAUGUUCUGCAGAUGUGACGCUGUUGGACACCGACUAUGAAAUCAGUGUGGUGACUGGAAUCUGCGGAAAAAAUCGCAGAUCACAAAAGUUCUCGACUCAUGCGUGA
Notodromas monacha is the source of this 987-nucleotide messenger RNA. NCBI's taxonomy places the organism in Eukaryota, Metazoa, Arthropoda, Ostracoda, Podocopida, Cyprididae. The record is from the annotation of a GenBank genome assembly.